Molecule: messenger RNA, 717 nt
Organism: Papaver somniferum (opium poppy)
Lineage: Eukaryota; Viridiplantae; Streptophyta; Magnoliopsida; Ranunculales; Papaveraceae
Exons: 1
Coding region: 1-717 (238 amino acids)
Source: RefSeq, a predicted model, not a curated record
AUGACCCAUACAGAAGGCGCUAACUCAGGCGCAGCCGGAAACCAAAGCACACCCAUGCUUAACCCAGAAGGAGAGAGAGUUGGUAUAGUGAUAGACCCGAUUACGCAAGAGAAGAAAUCAAGUGCUCCGCGUGAAGGAUAUAAACAACACGAGAGUGAGGAAGCAUCACCCACUCAGCCCUCCCUCAAGGAGAUGCAAAAAGAAUUGGAAGAGCAUGUACGAAGGGAGCGAGAGCUGAAAAAACUCAUGAAGAUGGCCAUCGCGGGAAAAAACGUCAAAGAAACAACACAAGACGUGGAAGAAGAAGUAGAAGACGAACCAAUGACUAUGACGCAAGAGGCGAUUGCAAGAUACCUAGAAGCGAAUUACAGAAUUGUGAAACAAGAAAAUUACAACUUCAUGGCGAGCCCUUACUCCUCAGAAAUAAUAGAAUACCAUUACCCGGAGGAUUAUACUUCACAGAAAUUCAAAGUCUACAAUGGCCAAGGUAACGCGAGAGAACACCUAAGUCGAUUCCUGUCUACAAUGAACGAUCGCGCGGCAGAUGGAAAGCUAUGUCUGAGAGAGUUUCCAAAGUCAUUGACUGAUAUGGAAUUCACCUGGUACGACAAUAUCAAACCAGGAAGUGUACAUUCAUGGUCCGCCAUUUCGACACUUUUCCUCAGGAAGUUCUAUUCAGCAAAAAGGAAGGUCACAACCAUAGACUUGAGCAAGUGA